Tilletiopsis washingtonensis is the source of this 843-nucleotide messenger RNA. RefSeq lists its product as hypothetical. The transcript is spliced from 2 exons. Bases 1 to 843 code for a protein of 280 amino acids. The record is from RefSeq and is a predicted model, not a curated record. Lineage: Eukaryota; Fungi; Basidiomycota; Exobasidiomycetes; Entylomatales.
AUGCUCGCUCGCCAGGCCGGCGCGCCGGCGUGGGCCGACCAGGCCACCGCCACCGUGCACCCGGGCGUCAACACCGAGACGGCCGGCAGCUGCACGUCCAACUUCAUCUUCUACCAGGGCUCGGACGUGUACAUCGGCCAGGCGGCGCACUGCUCCGGCACGGGCGAGAGCACGGGCACCAACGGCUGCACCAGCGGCACGCUGCCCGAGGGCACGCCCGUCACCAUCACGGGCGCCGAGUUCCCCGGCAGCAUGGUGUACAACUCGUGGGCGCGCAUGCAGGCGCGCGGCGAGACCGACGAGAACGCCUGUGCCUUCAACGACUUUGCCCUCGUGCGCAUCGACCCGCGCGACGUGGCCAAGGUCAACCCCACGGUGCCGUACUUCGGCGGCCCGUCGGGCGAGCGGCAGGGCGAGUUGGCCAACCUGGAGCAGGUCGUGUCGUACGGCAACUCGAUCCUCCGCGGCGGCAUCACCUUCCUCUCGCCCAAGUUCGGCACGCAGAUCUCCUCCGACGGCGACGGCUGGUCGCACGGCGUCUACACCGUCACGCCCGGCAUCCCCGGCGACUCGGGCAGCGGCUUCAUGGACGGCCAGGGCGCCGCGUUCGGCACGCUCUCGACGCUGCAGUUCGCCCCCGUCGCCGGCUCCAACGGCGUCGGCGACCUGCAGCGCGAGCUGGCCUACGCCCGCACCUUCGACGACUUCGCCGGCGUCACCCUCGCCGCCGGCACCGAGGCGUUCCGCGGCGCCCUCAACCUCGCCGGCACCUCGGACCUGCUGCGCGCGCCCUCGCCGGCCGUCGCCGCCAGCCAGAAGUCGGUCAGCCUACGCGAGCUCUAA